Messenger RNA from Branchiostoma floridae (Florida lancelet), 4127 nucleotides. RefSeq names its product dual specificity tyrosine-phosphorylation-regulated kinase 4-like. Lineage: Eukaryota; Metazoa; Chordata; Leptocardii; Amphioxiformes; Branchiostomatidae. Bases 243 to 2237 code for a protein of 664 amino acids. The record is from RefSeq and is a predicted model, not a curated record. Gene Ontology annotation, biological process: peptidyl-threonine phosphorylation; peptidyl-serine phosphorylation. Gene Ontology annotation, molecular function: protein serine/threonine kinase activity; ATP binding; protein serine/threonine/tyrosine kinase activity. Gene Ontology annotation, cellular component: nucleus. The transcript has 16 exons.
UAAAAUAAUGGGUAGCAGUGUGACUGGAUAACUCCAUACAGAGCCUCCGUUACUUGGGCCGAGUAGAGUGACCUUACCCAGCGCGGGACAGUUGUCAGUCUGUCAGUUCCGUCCAAGUUUCUUCAGUUUUCUUAGGAUUUCUCAAGACAGCGUUGCUGUGGUUGGAGGGAAAGUCCAGAUCAUGAUAUGAUUGUGCGAUCUCAGAGUGGUGUUUUGUGCCGGAACAAAGGCCUUGGAAAGCUAUGAGUCUAGAGGACCUUACCAUGAGCUACAACACUGAUAAGAAACUUCAGGUGAGCAAAGCAGAGAGACAAGACCGGAAAAACGUCCUGCCAUUCCUAAAGCCUCUUCCACCUUCCAAACAUGGGGGAUCACACCACCCAACCCACCGGCUCCAUGGCAAUUCACAACACAGUGCCAAGAACUCUUUCCACAAUAAAUUUGUCUCAGGGGUCACCCACCUGCCUCAGAUCCACCUGGAUCACCAGAACACAUCGGGCUCCAAACACGGGACCGCGGGCGUUACCGGGGACAACAUCCUGCCGCAGCUAGGGAAGACAGGGUUCCAGAAUGGAGAGAUCCCCAGAAUAUCCCGGCAAGCCACCAUGGUGGCGAAGGACGCCGACAGAAGACGGAUCCUCAGUUCACAGAGAAGUAAAUCACCAUUAACACCGGGAGAGGCCUUGAAGUUCUACAAGGGCAAACUAACAGGGUUCGAACAGUCUGAAAUCCUAGACUACAACGAGGUCUGGUUUGUUGGAGCUGAGGCGCGGAAAAUCGAAGGCAUCCAGGGCUCUCCGCAAAACAACGGCUACGAUGACGAAAACGGAUCCUACCUCAAAGUUAUACACGACCAUCUGGCAUAUAGGUACGAGGUACUGGAGGUUAUUGGGAAGGGGUCAUUUGGGCAGGUGGUGAAGGCCAUCGACCACAAGACAGGGGAACACAUUGCAGUCAAAAUCAUCAGGAAUAAAAAAAGAUUUCACCACCAGGCGCUGGUGGAAGUGAAGAUUUUAGAUGCUCUGCGCAGGAAGGACCGUGAUGGUACCAUGAACGUCAUCCACAUGGUGGAGUACUUCUACUUCAGGAACCACUUGUGCAUCACUUUUGAACUCUUAGGAAUGAACCUGUAUGAGCUGAUUAAGAAGAACAACUUCCAGGGCUUCAGUCUGGCGCUGAUCCGCCGGUUUGCUCAUGCCCUGCUGCAGUGUAUGAAGGUCCUGUACAAGGAGAGGAUCAUACACUGUGACCUAAAACCUGAAAAUAUCCUGUUGAAAUCAAAGGGUCAAAGUGCAAUCAAGGUUAUAGACUUUGGAUCAAGCUGUUAUGAAUUUCAAAGAGUAUACACGUACAUCCAGAGCAGAUUUUACCGCUCCCCUGAGGUCAUACUGGGAAUCCCCUACAGCAUGGCUAUAGACAUGUGGAGCUUCGGCUGCAUCCUGGCAGAGUUAUACACUGGUUACCCGCUGUUCCCCGGAGAGAACGAGGUAGAACAGCUGGCCUGUAUCAUGGAGGUUCUGGGACUGCCUCCCAUGAGACUCAUCGAUGAUGCUCAGAGGAGAAGGCUGUUCUUUGACUCUCGAGGCCAGCCGCGCUGUGUGACCAACAGUAAGGGCAAGAAGAGAAGACCCAACAGUAAGGACUUGGCUCAGGCCAUCCGCACAAGUGAUCCGCUCUUUGUGGACUUCAUCAGGAGAUGCCUCGAAUGGGACCCUAACCUGAGAUGGACCCCAGAGGAGGCCAUGAAACACGAGUGGAUCACGGACGGCAAGCUGCACAAGACUCGCUCCCAGGUGCAGACCCGUAAGGUCAUCCACUCCAAGGGUCAUCCCAGCCACGGGAUCAGCAGCAAGAGGAGCACAGCUGAGUCCAGCGAACAUCAUACCAAACAUGACAAACUAAAGAGAGAAAAGACAGAUGUGUCCAAGUUGAAGGAGAAAGAAGGGCCGCCAUUGGCUACAGAGGAAAGACUUCAACCAAUAGGAGCUGUUGAUCCAGCACCAGCAGAAGUAGCUGUGGAAGAGAAAGACAAGAAACAAGAGCCAAUCACGGUUGACAACUUCCCAGCAAAGAACAAAGUCACGAGCAAUUCCAAGACAAACGAGGUUCCGUCCAAGGAGAACACCUUCUCAGAAUCCGAGACGACAACCACGGUGACGUCAUCCGAGACGAUAGGAACAGAAGAGAGCAACAGCGCAGAACAGACAACCGAGAAAUUCCUACCACCACUUGUAUAGCACUUUCUGUGACAACUUGUAAAUAGAAAUGUUUUAAAGGUGUAAGAUAUUAUGUCUCAGUCAAAAAGGACACGAAACUUCAUGUAAAAUGUUAUAAAAAGUUUCUACCUAUCUGCCUAGUCCCUUGACCUCUAGGUCAUUUAGGGGGCAAGGUAGCCAUUCCCUUAUUGGUUUUAUUCCAGCCAAAUUGAAACUUUAAACUUUACACAAAAGUUAAAGAAAAUCUAGUCUUUUGAUUAUACAGAACUCAGCUUUAACUUCACAAUUUAGCAGUAACUGGUCUCCUCAAGAAUUAUUGCUGUAGUUUUAUUAUUAUUUAUUCUUUUUUGUUAAAAACAAAGAAAACUUAACACAGUUUUAACACAAACUAAAGUCUACCACAUGACAAAUGAGGUUAUAACCUCUUUGACUUGACUGAGACAUUUACCAUUUUUAAGAUGCAAUUUGAGGAAAAAAAGGUUUUAGUUUUGUUUUUAUCACAUGCACAACUGCUGCUAUGUUCUACUGGUCUAUGCAACUUGACCAAUUGUCCACUUGUAGAUGCUGAGAUUUUAGCAUUCUAUUUAUAAUCAGAAAUGUGCGUGACUGUACAUAUGCAUGAGAACAAUCUUAUGCUGUAUAUCAAAACCUGUCUUUCUUUUUUGCCUUAAAUUUUCUUGCUUGAAGCAACUUCUUGCCAAACAAAAAAAAUUGAUCCCUCCAAACAGUAUACAGUAUAUCCGUCCUAUAAUUCAAUAUUUUAUCCUGUAUACUCAGAUAUGACUUGUUCCGUCCUAGAUAGGUCUAUUGUAGUUCUUUAUAUGAACUAAUAACUUUUUGUAAUGAAACAGUACUACAUUGUAUUAGAUUAGUCCUUUCAUCUACGUGAUUUCGUACAACUUUACUGUAAAAAGUCUGACAAAUGCUGCUAAACAAAAGUGCACAAUGUAUGACAUAAGUAUGAUGAUAAAUCAAAGUAUUGUCAAAAAUAGUUCUGGCAAUAUAGACAUAUGUUUCACAUUUUUUGCAGUAGGAAGAAUUAGAUACUGUUUCAGACUAUUUAUAACCUUGAUAUAAUUGUAAAUUUCACUUAUAGGACAGCAUAUUCCUUUAUGAAUAUGCUUCGCAGUAGCAAUAUAUUAUUACUUGCAGUUGAACAGCACUUUGUAAUGUUGUAAUGUUUAAUACUUGUGUGAGUGUUCUGAAUUUUUACAAUGUAUAUAGUAGUAUUGUUGUAUAGAGAGAGUUGAUAACAACCCCACUAUUAUUCAUAAACUGAUGCAGUCCUAUUAUAGUGGGAAUUUUCUGACUUUGCACAAGAUUUUGCACAACUUGUUCAGUAUUUGUGCAAUAGGAACAGAUACAUUGACUAAGUACCAGUUUUCUUUUCUUAGAUAUAUUCAAGCCUAGAGAUUCCUUUGAAGUUUGUAAUUGACAAGCAAAACAUACAACCAGGCAAUACUUGGACACAAACUAUAGGUUUCAAUUAUUACUUAUUACUAGUAUUAUUCAAUUAUUCAAUAUCUAGUUCUUGCUUCAUGGUAAAGACUAAAAUGCAGAAUCUUUUGCAAACAAAUGAUUAAGAUUAUUCCGAAAUGCUUGUCAGUACAUAUUAAUAGCCUAAGGCCAAGUAAUGGGCGUUAUUGGAUUCCUCUACUUUUCACUUUUCAAAAACAUACCAACCAUAUUAUAUUUCAUUGCUGUUGUUUGUUGCAGCACCAUGUAAUGAUUACUUGUUGUAUCAAUGUAUACUAUGUGUUGGCGAGAUUCCGUCCUUAAAAAAGUUUGUUUCAAACAUACCGUCCAUUGGUUUGUAAACAUUCCGUCCGUCAGUUUGAACCAUUCUGUCCAAUAAUGUGCCUUGUUACUCUAACCGUCCAUUGGAAGAAAACUGAAUAGCCGAACAAACCA